This is a messenger RNA of Mesoplodon densirostris (Blainville's beaked whale), 2340 nucleotides long. RefSeq lists its product as uncharacterized. Lineage: Eukaryota; Metazoa; Chordata; Mammalia; Artiodactyla; Ziphiidae. The coding region runs from base 1 to 2340 and encodes 779 amino acids. The transcript is spliced from 6 exons. The record is from RefSeq and is a predicted model, not a curated record.
AUGAGCUCCCCAGAUGAGGUGUCUGUGUGGGGAACGGGUUUCGGCCCAGAGGGCGGGGAGCAGGCCGGCGUCCGCCCGGCCGGCCGCGCAGUUCCGCGGGGACCCGACCGCGGCUCCGAGCCCAGGAAGCCGCCGAGCGGCGGGGGCGGGAGCGGCUGCCCGGAUCCCAAGGGCUUCCAGUCAGAGCGGGAGAUGCUGGAAGCGGGAGGGCCGGGGCUGUGUGGCCGCGAAGGCCGACCUGGCUCCCCGGAUGACGACAUGAGGGACCUCCUGGACCUGUUAGAGGAGUCUGAGGCGGGCACCACGCAGCAGCUGUACGACCGGGACGUGCUGGGCUUCCACAGGUACCCGUUGGUGGAGCCCUGUACCUCCUUCGAAGUGUCUGCCGGCCUCGAGGCGGGUCCCGGCGGUCCAGGAGCGACCGCCCAGAGAUGUGGGGAAGCGCCGCCGGCUCUGGCCGGCCCUCUCCACUUCAGUGGGCCCGAAGCGGGUCGGGCCUGGGGGAAGCCUAAGAGAGCCACUAAGCGUAGGUUGAACGUGGCUGCGGAUCGCCAGCGGUUCUCCUAUGAAGCCCUGGGCCUGCUGCUAUCCGACUCCGAGUCCUCAGAUGAGUUCAGUGACACAGAGCUGAUGACGGUGAGUACUUACUCCGGAGGAGGAGGCCAGGCCGAGCCCAGCAGACCCGAGGAUCCCGGGGACACUCCCAGUCACUCGAAUUUCCAAGUCAGGGAGAAUUUCCUUCCCGUGACAGGCUCUUCCCUGUCCUCGGCUCUGCGAGGACUCUCUUCGGUUGUGGAAAGGCAGGGCGUGGGAGAGCAGGGCAUCUCUUCCCCUAAGAAAAUGCAGAGCGUGCUCUGGGGGAACGGGGGCAGCAAGCCCAGCUACCCGGGAGCUGCUGCUGCUGCUGCUACGGCAGGUGGCCUGCCGCAGGUCACUCCUAGGAAGAAGGGGACCCUGGAGAAGAAAUCCCUCGGGGGAGCCUCCACACUUGCCCUGGGGAAAAACUUCCCUUCCUGGGGGCAGCGAAUCUGGGCACCUCCGCUGGAACCGGCCACCUUCCCCCCAGUCUCUGGUAUUCCGCUGCUUGGGAGAUCCAAGAGGUAUACCUUGGUCCCUUCUGGAACCAAACAGGCCAAGCACACCAGCGCUGGGAAGAAAUCCGUGGUCACGUGGACAAGGGAGUCUGAGGCUGUGGCGGGAGAAGAUAAGGACCCAAAUAGAGACCCAGCCCCAAAGGGCCAACUGCCAGCUCACAAGCCAGGGACACCUUAUCUGCGCAUGCAUCGUGGAAAAGCCAGCAGUGGCGACGUCGACACCAGAGGCCCCCAAGAUCCAGGAAACUCAGAGCCCUUGGCCCUGAACCAGGGAGAAGUCAUGCCCAGGGGGCCUGCCCCCUCAGCCGUUCUCUCAGGCAGCUUCUCCCACAGGAGACGGGGUGCUGGCAGGGCUGGCCUUGAGCCACAUCAUCCUGUGUGUGGGGUUUGUGCGGCGCGGCUGAUCGGUGGCAGUGCCACACACAGCUCCUCCGGGUGUAGCCUUACAGGGGAACAGCCUUUUCUGUUAAGUCCUUUUCGCCCACAUUGCUCUCCCACGUGCUGGCUGUGGCUGCAGCCCUGGGAGGGGCGAAUCCAGAGGCACAUAGCUUGGGGACCACAAUGGCGAAAUGGCUGCCCCCGGGUAACAGCGGAGGCAGGCCCAGAGAGAAGGUUCGGGCUUCUGGGCAGAGCAGGGGCGGCUGGUCGCCAGCAGAGGGUGGUGCCGCCUCACCUCACGGUAGACCCCACUUGGCCCUUUCCACCUCACUGGGAGCCUGCGAAGCUGGAUUGUGUGUCCUUUCCCUCUCAGGUGACUGGGAGCCACUUGACCAUCCCCCAAGACCGGAAACGCCGCAGCAGCCACUGGGAAUGCCGGGCUGUCCUUCGACACCAUGAAGGACAUGGCUCUCACGAUGCUGACACUUUGAAACACUCUGGAGAGUGUGAAGCUAAGUACAGGCUGGAGACCACCAUCACAGGAACUCGCUUCCCAGUGCACACUAUGGAGGCCUCUAACCACAGUGUGCACACUGGGGGAAAAGUGAAACCAGAAGAGAAAUACUGCCCCAAGCCCUCAGGACCCGGCUAUAUCCCAGACCAAUGUGGAGACUGCCAUCACACCUGGGAGAAACCCAACUUCCUCAGGGCUCUUAACUCUGGCCCCUCAGGUCCCAACCCCACACCUGAAAGGGCAGUGAGGGCCAUUGAGCAGAGAAGCAGCCCCAGCUCACACCUUAUUCUGGCUCUAGCCCCUUCAACUCCAGACCUGUUUCCCACCCGGGCAGUGACUGCCACCACGCCCUAG